GCAUUAAGAUUACAUGGAAGUUUUGAGGAGUCUUUAUUAAUAUGGGCAUGGGUAAACAUUUGAUAGUGUUAAAGCAGUGUAGUUAAUAGGAUAGUGAAGAAUUAGGAAGUGUUAACUAAAACAAUAAAGUAUGGUGAGUGUUUGUUUAGCAACACUGGAGGUGUGUUUAUUGUGGCGUCUAUAGUGGAGCAUUUCACCUCCUGUCGUCAACAAAGUGUGCGACGAAAAGAAAAAAAAAGUGAACACCAAAACAAAAUCUGAGAUAAUUAUACAGUAAUUGUUGUACGAUGGAGGUAGAUGAAGACCUGGAGGCGAGUCUCCUGCGCCAGUUUAACUGCAUGUUAACCACUGACAAGGAAGUUUUGAUAAAGGACUUACAGACCCUUGUUGGUGCGCAUCUCAAUGAACACUCUGCUCGGUUUUAUCUGGAGAUGACAGAUUGGAACUUGCAAGCAGCUGUUUGUGCCUACUUCGACCUGCAGUCAUUCAACAAGCUUCCACAAAUGACUUUUGUUAAAGAUAUUACAAUUGGGGAAGGGGAAAGUGUUCCACCUAGCACAAGAUUCAUAAAAACGUGGCGUAUCCAGAAUACGGGUGAGGAUGGGUGGCCAAGUGGUUGUAGUCUGAUAUUCACUGGUGGGGAGCAACUUGGUGCACCAUCACAUGUAUCCGUUUCAUCUCUAGGAGCUGGGGAAGUUGCUGAUAUUUCAGUAGAGAUGGUAUCACCAUCUCAAACUGGCUUAUAUUCUUCCAAAUGGCGGAUGACUACUGCUCAAGGGAAUUUUUUUGGAGACACAAUAUGGGUGAUUGUGCAAGUUGAUUCAGGUGGCACACUCGCCUUGAUGCAGCAGAUGGUCAACCUGAAGGAAUUAGGAUCACCUCCAUCAGCAACUCAAUCUACUCCCACCACAACAUUUGCAAACCCUUUUGCCCCUGUACAUCUUGGCCAACAUCAAGUCCAACAGCACCCUGAACAGCAAGAGCACCAACAACAACAGCAGGAGCACCAACAACAACAGCAGGAGCACCAACAACAUCAGCAGGAGCACCAACAAUUACAACAUCAACAUAAUGUGAAUGGAAAUUUUCAGAUUCAAAGUCAGCAGCCAAAUGAAAUUUCUGUAAGCUCUCCACUCAUGCCAAGUUGUCAACAGGAUGCUGAUGGAGAUAUAGGAAUGAGUUAGUGCAAUUAUGAUAUGUUAAUGAUUUGGGCCCUUUCUAGGUUGCUCAUUAGAGCUUUCCAUUGGGCGCUGUGUUCUCAGAACCUUUAUAUGAAGAUUUUUAAAGGAACUUGUAAAUUUCAAGAUGGUCUCAAAUGAAAUAAUUGUAAUUUGAAAAGUUUUUCACAGUGGAAUUAACAGUAUGUUACCAAUUUUAACCAACAUAAGUAAAAGUUAUGAGAUAACACCAAGUAAGGAAGCUAUUUUUAAAAUGAAUAUGAUAUGUAUGUACUGUAUGCAGUACAUGGCAUGAAGAGUUUGGAAUUUACUUGCCAUCUUGUGGGUUCUGAGUACAUGAGCCUGAUAUAAAGCUUUGUUGCAUAAGUUUAAGCAAAAAAUACUGCUGUGAUUUCACCCACUCAUGCCUGAAUGUUGUAUGAUAGAGGCAGAAUGAGUGACUGAAAAUACACACUUCAUCCAAGAAAAUUAUGAAAGUGUUGGUUUCACAACUGGAAGGGUGUCCACACAGGCAGGUGAAAGUAAUUGUUGUUGAGUGUUGGGUGAGCUGAGCCAGUGCAUGGGGGUGGGGUCCACAAAGGCAUAUAAUACAUAACUUAUCCAGUUAUUUGCAAAUAUAUAU
Homarus americanus (American lobster) is the source of this 1800-nucleotide messenger RNA. Its product is annotated as protein ILRUN-like. Bases 288 to 1184 code for a protein of 298 amino acids. The transcript is spliced from 4 exons. Gene Ontology annotation, molecular function: ubiquitin binding. Gene Ontology annotation, biological process: macroautophagy. Gene Ontology annotation, cellular component: phagophore assembly site. The record is from RefSeq and is a predicted model, not a curated record. NCBI's taxonomy places the organism in Eukaryota, Metazoa, Arthropoda, Malacostraca, Decapoda, Nephropidae.